Molecule: messenger RNA, 885 nt
Organism: Magnolia sinica
Lineage: Eukaryota; Viridiplantae; Streptophyta; Magnoliopsida; Magnoliales; Magnoliaceae
Product: transcription factor bHLH30-like
Exons: 2
Coding region: 48-773 (241 amino acids)
Biological process (GO): regulation of DNA-templated transcription
Molecular function (GO): DNA-binding transcription factor activity; protein dimerization activity
Source: RefSeq, a predicted model, not a curated record
UUAAGUAGCUGCUAGAAGUUAUAUAUUUUUCUUUUGGAGGUGUUUCCAUGGAGAAAUGCAUUCCUUCGGGUCGGGUUCAAGAGACCCAUCGCACCCAGUUCCCUUCCAUGUACAAAGGUUGUUUGAUCCUUCCAUGGCCUGCCCAUGUAACUAGCCCAUGGUUUGUACGUGGAACCACCUCCUCUUCAUCAAUGGAAGAAAGUGUAGAAGCAAGGGCCAUAACCACUUCAAGCAGCCACAGCCAGGCUGAGAAAAGGCGUAGGGAGAGGAUCAAUGCGCACCUGUCCACACUCAGGCAUCUCAUCCCAAGUGCAAGCAAGAUGGACAAGGCCUCUUUGCUCGGCGCCGUCAUAGACCAUGUAAAGGAUCUGAAGAGAAAAGCAUUCGAAUUAGGCCAAAGCCUUAUAAUGCCAACAGAAGUGGACGAAGUGACAGUUGAAUGUAACGAAAAUGGCAACAACAAAAUCAAGAACAAGGAAAGCAUCAUCAUAAGGGUUUCUUUCUGUUGCAAUGACCGGCCAGAGUUGUUUGCGGACCUCAGUCAAGCAUUAGAUAGCCUACAACUUAGAACAGUUAGAGCAGAUAUUGUUACAUUGGGUGGGAGAGUGAGAAAUGUUCUUAUCUUGUCUGCAAAGGAUAGUGAAGAGAUUGUAUGCCUUAGUUCUCUCAAGGAUUCUCUAAAAGCAGUUUUGGGUUGGGUUGCUUUGCCAAGAAUGUCAUCCCCAGGUACCAGCACCAACAAAAAGCAAUGUGUUUCAAAUCCAUUUACCUGAAUUAAUCUUCGUAUUUUUCUUCCUUCCUUCCUUUAUUUAUUUAUUUAUUUAUAUAUAAUUUAAACUAAUCUUUGUAUGCUUUUCUCUUUACAUAUUACUUAGGAUUUUGUAA